Messenger RNA from Penicillium olsonii, 1584 nucleotides. NCBI's taxonomy places the organism in Eukaryota, Fungi, Ascomycota, Eurotiomycetes, Eurotiales, Aspergillaceae. The record is from the annotation of a GenBank genome assembly.
AUGGAGCCUACGAGCGAGAAUAGCGAGUUGAGAAUUCAGGAAUUCUGCACUAAGGAACGAUGGUGGCGCGUCCCACAUCUUGUGAAACUGAACCUGAUCCUCUUGGUCCCAUUUGUCUCGAGUUAUGUCGGUGGUUUUGACGGCAGCAUGCUCAAUGGUGUCCAGACAGUCCAGCAGUGGAAAGAAGGUAAAUACAGUCGAGGGCUUCCCUGCUAUAGACGUCAUUUCAACCACCCCUCCGGCGGCAUGCUCGGCCUUAUGGUGAAUAUGCAAACGAUUGGCGGCAUCAUUGCUCUCCCCGUUGCCCCCUUCGUUGCAGACAGGUUUGGACGGCGAAUCCCUAUCUUCAUUGGUUCUAUGGUCAUAAUAGCUGCCGCGAUAUUGCAGGGGACUGCAAAAAACAUGGCGAUGUUUGUGGUUGGGCGCUUCUUCAUUGGUCUAGGUGGAAUGUUUGUCGCAACGGCCUCUCCUCCAUUGCUUGGAGAGCUGGCCUACCCGACACAUAGACCCAUCAUCACUGCUGUCUACAAUACGACAUGGUAUGUUGGGUCGAUUGUGGCUGCGUGGUCUACAUAUGGCACAUUUGACAUGCCAAACUCUUGGAGCUGGAAGAUACCCUCACUGUUGCAGGGGUUAGUCUCCAUAUUCCAGGUCAUCUUCAUCUUCUUCGUGCCCGAGAGCCCUAGGUGGCUUAUUGCCAAUGGUCGGACAGGGGAUGCCACGAGGAUUCUGAGCAAAUAUCACUGUGAUACUGACGAGCCGACCACGCUUGUCCAGCUUCAGGUCGCCGAGAUUACUGGCGCUAUGGAAUUCGAGAAGUCCCUCAAUUCAGUGUCUUAUCUUCAGUUCUUUGAAACAAAGGGAAACCGCCAUCGUCUGUUAGUUACCGCCGCCCUGGGCCUUAUCGUUCAGUGGUGUGGAAACCAACUCAUCUCGGGAUACCUUGCUCUCGUACUCAUCGACACUGGAAUCACCGACGCUGAAACCCAAAACCUGAUCAACGGCGCCCUCCAGAUUUACAACUUUGUGAUUGCCACCGGAUCUGCGAUCCUGAUCGAAUGCCUGGGUCGCCGAUUCCUAUUCCUCACCUCCACUAUCGGCAUGUUGAUCUCUUUCACCAUCUGGACGAUCCUCGCAGCACGGAAUCAGAUUGAAGAGAGCCACAAGGGACUCGGUAUCGGCGUCGUGGCCAUGGUUUUUGUGUUCUACACGUUCUACAACUUUGCCAUGAACCCCCUACCCAUUGCCUACCUGGUCGAAGUGUUGCCCUACACGCUCCGCGCCAAGGGCCUCAGUAUCUUCAACCUGGCCCAGAUUUGCAGUGGCCUGUUCAACGGGUUCGUCAAUCCAGUUGCGUUGGAGGCGCUGCGAUGGAAGUACUACACUGUAUUCUGCUGUGCGCUCAUCCUUUGGCUUUCCAUCAUCUACUUUACCUUCCCGGAAACUCGGGGUCUGACACUUGAAGAGGUCAGCAGGCUCUUUGACGGGGAUCAAGCGCUUGCGAGUGCAUCUGAGACCAAGGCUGAAGGUCUGCCUGAGAUUGAACACAAGGAUCAUGUUAUCGCCGACUCUAAAGACGCAUGA